Dioscorea cayenensis subsp. rotundata (Guinea yam) is the source of this 1852-nucleotide messenger RNA. RefSeq lists its product as uncharacterized. NCBI's taxonomy places the organism in Eukaryota, Viridiplantae, Streptophyta, Magnoliopsida, Dioscoreales, Dioscoreaceae. The record is from RefSeq and is a predicted model, not a curated record.
ACGAUGGGACCCAAAGAUUAGAACUACCAGUGUCACAAGCGACAGAGAAAUUCUGUGGUGGUGAACCAAUACCAAUCUACAAGAAGGUAGGGCCGGACCUAAAUUUACAGGGGUAAAGCAGAUUUAAAAAAAUUAUAAAAAAUAAAUAAAUAAACAUCUAAAUAAUUUAUCCAAAACAAUGAAAUAAUUGUUUGCAUUCAACUGGGCCAAUCAUACUUCUCCAUGUAUAUAACAAGAAAAUCAAUAAUUUAAUUCACAUGCUGCACUGCACUGCACUGCACUCAUCUUCUCCUGCCACCACACACUUCGCCCCUCUCUACUAUUCCUGCUAAAUGGAUGAUUCCCAAACCCCUCACCAUCUCACUGGCCGCCCCGUCGCCGGCACUGAGCAUAGCUGGUGCAGCGUCGUUCCUGGCGGCACUGGCAUCACCAUCCUCCUCCUCCGCCUCUCCCGGCCAAUCUCCCUGUUCUCCUUGCCGCCGCUAUCACCGAUCUCCUCAACUCCCACCCCCUCCUCCGCGCCCGGCUCACUCGAACCAACCCAAACGAACACUUCUUCUUCUCCAUCCCUCCCCUUUGCGACCCCAUCAUCGAAACCCUAUCCCUAUCUCCCAGUCCCCCCCUUCCUCUCCGCCCUCGAUCUCGAACUGAACCGAAACCCUUGGACCGAUACUCCCGAACCGAACCAAAUCCCGGUUUUCUUCACAACGAUCUAUGAGAACCAACCCGAUCCUGGUCCAUCCCUUAUCGUUUUGCGAUUCCACACCUCCGUCUGCGACCGCACGGCGGCGGUGGCGAUCCUGAAGGAGUUGAUGGCGCUUCUGGCCGGCGGAGGAGGGGGAGGGGAAGAGGGGCAAUCAAGGAAUGGGGAGAACGGAGUCAAUUUGGGAAUUGAAGAUUUGAUUCCCAAAAAGGACUCGUGGAAGCCGUUUUGGGCUCGAGGAAAAGAUCUGAUUGGAUAUUCGCUAAAUGGGUUGAGAACUCAUUGCUUGAGCUUUCAGGAUACGGACUCGGCCCGGUCUUCGGAGGUUGUGCGCUUGGUCGUUGACCAGGAUGAGACUAAUAGGAUACUCUCUGCAUGCAAAGAAAGGGGGAUAAAGUUAUUUUCAGUAAUAACAGCUGCAGUACUGAUUGCAACUGUUUCAUCCAAACUUCUUGAGAACAAUCAAGCAGAGACUUACUCAGUUGUCACUCUUGUUGAUUGCCGAAAAUAUUUAGAGCCUCCUCUACAUGAACACAAUGUUGGGUUCUACCAUUCGGCCAUUAUGAACACACACACCGUGCACGAAGGAGAAGACUGCUGGGAAGUGGCCAAGAGAUGUCACAAUGCCUUCACCAAUGCAACGAACAACAAGAAACACCUCACUGAUAUUGGUGAGUUGAAUUUUCUAAUGUGCAAGGCUAGUGAGAAUCCUCAGCUCACUCCAGCAUCCUCACUGCGCACCGCACUAAUCUCCAUCUGGGAAGAUCCAGUGAUCUAUGAGUCCUUUCCUGCGCAAGAACAGCUUGGUGUGGAGGACUACAUUGGAUGUGCAUCGGUUCACGGUGUCGGGCCAUCUAUUGCAGUUUUUGAUACAAUCCGAGAUGGGCAACUUGAUUGUGUAUUUGUGUAUCCUUCCCCUUUGCAUUCAAGAAGACAAAUGCAGGAUCUUGUUGAGCAUAUGAAGAAACUUCUUGUGCAUGAAGGUCAGACAGAAACUGAAGAACCUGGUGCUUGAGUUGGAAUUGGAACCUCUUCACACAUUGAAAUCACAAUGCAUGUCACUUUAAGGCAUCCAUUCAUUAUUGUGUGACUAUAAUGAGACUAUUCAUUUAAAAUUGAUUCAAGGAAAUUGUGAGCCAUUCUUAUUGA